This is a messenger RNA of Monodelphis domestica (gray short-tailed opossum), 1070 nucleotides long. Its product is annotated as mono-ADP ribosylhydrolase 1. Gene Ontology annotation, biological process: DNA damage response; peptidyl-glutamate ADP-deribosylation; purine nucleoside metabolic process. The record is from RefSeq and is a predicted model, not a curated record. Gene Ontology annotation, cellular component: nucleoplasm. NCBI's taxonomy places the organism in Eukaryota, Metazoa, Chordata, Mammalia, Didelphimorphia, Didelphidae. Gene Ontology annotation, molecular function: ADP-ribosylglutamate-[protein] hydrolase activity.
CUGAGCCGGCUCAGCAGCAGAACCCUGUGCACAGUCCUCCUUGGCACCGCACUGCCUCUGCCGGGCACAGGGACCCCAGCAGCGGCAGGGUGGGUGUACAGCUCACAGCCUGGGUCAGCAACUUCCCCUCUGGCUAUGGCGGCGAAAGUGGACCUCAAGUUCUCCACCGACUGGAAGGAGGCGAAAGCUUAUCUGAAGGCUCUGACUGACAAGCAGAGGGAGGAGCAUUAUUUCUGCCCAGACUUUGUCAGCCUGAAGAAAAUACCCCCCUGGAAGGAUGGGGAGGCAAAAGGGGCGCCAGAUAAGGAGAAGGAAUCCCAUUACAAGCCGGACAAGGCCCUGAAUGAGAAGCUCUCACUCUUCCGGGGAGACAUCACCAAGUUAGAGGUGGACGCCAUUGUGAACGCGGCCAACAGUUCCCUGAUGGGAGGAGGUGGCGUGGACGGCUGCAUCCACCGAGCGGCCGGCCCCCUGCUCAAAGAAGAAUGCCGCACACUCCAUCACUGUGAGACCGGCAAAGCUAAGAUCACGGGCGGCUACCGCCUGCCUGCCAAGUACGUCAUCCACACCGUGGGGCCCAUUGCGCAGGGAAACCCCAGCCCCGCCCAGGUCCAGGAGCUUCGCAACUGCUACCUUAACAGCCUGCAACUGGUGCUCGACAACAGCCUUAGAUCCGUGGCCUUUCCUUGCAUUUCCACCGGGGUCUUUGGUUACCCCAGUGAGGCAGCAGCUGAGGUCGUCCUGAGCACCCUUCGGGAGUGGCUAGAGGAGCACAGGGACAAGGUUGAUCGGUUGGUGAUCUGUGUAUUUCUGGAAAAGGAUGAGAAGAUAUACCGCAAGCGGCUGCCUUAUUUCUUCCCUAUGGCCUGAUUCUGCAUCACGAUUCCCACUCCGUCAGACUAAUACUCUUCCAGGAGGGCUCAAAACCAGCUCUCAGACUAUACUGUUCAACCUGUCCCAAGUUGCCCCUGCCCUCAUCCCCCUCCUGACCCUCCCGCAGUGAGGAGGAUCUCACAUUACCACUCAAUAAAGGGUUCGAAGCUCAUUAAAAAUAAAAACAACUAAAUCAA